GCGACAACCAACCAAUGGUAGGCUUGAAUGUUCCAGAGCUGGGGAGAAAUUUAGGUAUCGAGCGCCAAAGAUAGUCCCUAUCUGAUGGCGGUUGCCUCAGCAGCAGUGAUGGACAGGAUUGUAAUCCUUGAUGAUGAUGAGGAAGAGGAGAGGCCUCAGCCCUCUUCCUCCACCUCCUCCUCUAAACUCUCAGCCAAUCAGCGUACGCCUCCAAAAAUCCAACAGCCCGCUCCUACUCACAUCACCCAAUCUCCUUUCGCCACGGUGAAGAAAGAGAGCCACGUUCUUCAAGCAGAGAACCAAAAGCUCUUUACUGAGUUUGUAGAGUACUGCUCGGCCCACACUCAGGACUGCCCCGAGGUCAUGACCUUCCUGCACGCAAAGCACUCCAAGGCCUCGCCGGACUUCCUGUCCUCGGUAGAGUUUCGCAACACACUGGGCCGCUGCCUGACGCGCGCCCAGGCCAGCCGCACCAAGACCUUCGUCUACAUCAAUGAGCUGUGCACCGUCCUUAAACAGCACUCCGGACAAGAGGAGGCAGACUGUCGGGAAGGUGGUUCCCCGCCCGGGGAGAAGAAGGAGAUGGAAGAGGAGGCACCGGUGGAGGAGCUACCGUCUACCUCGGGGCAGCAGGAAGAGGAGGAGGAUGCGGUGGAGGACGAGAAGGAGAAGAAGACGAAGAAGGCUUCCCGGAGACAGAUUGCGUACCUGGAGAACCUGCUGAAGAUGUACAAUGAUGAGAUCCGGCGGCUGCAGGAGAAGGAGCUGAGCGUCAACGAGCUGGAGGAGGAGGACUCCAGCUACAUCCAGGAGCACAGGCUAAAACGCAAGAUGAUGAAGAUCUAUGAUAAGCUCUGUGAGCUGAAGGGCUGCAGCAGUCUGACAGGCCGAGUGAUCGAGCAGAGGAUCCAAUAUAAAGGGACACGCUACCCUGAGGUCAACAGAAAGAUUGAGCGUUUCAUCAAUAGUCCCGAGGCCCAGCUGAAUCCCCCCGACUACACGGACAUCCUGCAGCAUGUCCGUCGGGCCAACGAGCGCAAAGGCCUCAACCUCAGCAGAAAGCAGCUGACCCAGAUCGCCCAGGACGCCUUCCGUGAGACUGGCAACCGCCUGCAGGAGAGACGCCACCUCGACAUGGUCUACAACUUCGGCUCGCACCUCACAGACCUCUACAAACCCGGUAAGAGAACGUAG
This is a messenger RNA of Coregonus clupeaformis (lake whitefish), 1194 nucleotides long. RefSeq names its product death domain-associated protein 6-like. NCBI's taxonomy places the organism in Eukaryota, Metazoa, Chordata, Actinopteri, Salmoniformes, Salmonidae. Gene Ontology annotation, molecular function: histone binding. The coding region runs from base 85 to 1194 and encodes 369 amino acids. The record is from RefSeq and is a predicted model, not a curated record. The transcript has 6 exons.